Messenger RNA from Funneliformis geosporum, 390 nucleotides. The record is from the annotation of a GenBank genome assembly. Lineage: Eukaryota; Fungi; Glomeromycota; Glomeromycetes; Glomerales; Glomeraceae.
AUGACUAGAUCAGUCCUAAUUCAAGCAUUUGGAAAUGCAAAACUUUUUUGGAUGGCAAGCAACGCAACUAACAAAAUUGUGCUUCGCCCGCGAGAUGGACUUGAAUUUUUUGCCGUUAACUACAAACGUAAUUGUGGACUUACCUUGGAGCCGUAUAAUCCAAAUAUUAAUUUGCCACAAUCACAAAGAUUUCUUAUCGGUAAUGAGAUAGGUCAAGUGCUUCCUAUGGCCAUUAAGUCUUGUUUGGACGCAGGACAAAAUAUUGUUGCCGAGAAUGGGCCAAUUCAAGAUUCACCACUCUCUACCAAGUAUUCCGAUGUUCUUAAAUUGUAUUGGAAUAUACUUAGUCUAAAUUUAUCAUUUACAGGUAGUUUUACCGGCAAGAUUUAA